AUGUUUGCAGGAACUGCGGGUGAACUGCUACUACCAAUCGAAUUAACUGUCGUCUUUGCAUUUGAAGAGAAGCAAGAAGUGAAUGUCACAUAUGGUGAAUACUUUACACUUGAAGAUAACACGAUAGUGAUAAGAGUGACGCGACAAAAAAACGAUACAUGCCUUGAACCAGAAAUAUCGCUAAGAAUUCUUGGUCCAAUUGGAAAUGUCACUGAAGUCAAAUUGAAUUAUGAAAUCCCAGAGUUUAAUUUUUGUAUCCAAAAUUAUCAAAGUUAUACAGUUUCUCUUCGUCAAAUGAAUAAAUAUUUAUUAGCCACUUAUCUCGACACUGAUGAUUUCAAGAAUUUUGAACGUAAAGCAAUCUUGUUUACCCGUGAUGGAGAAGUCAAAGGAAAUCCAGUGAUAUUAUCGCCAAAGAUGACAUCUCCGAUGAAUUCGAACGUUGACAUAACAGAACACUUUCUUGGUAUAAAUGGACACCUAUUUAUUAACUCAUACAAUGAGCAUAAUCAUAUCGCAUGGACGCAAUUAAGUCAAAUCGAUCAGUCUGGAAAUUUUCGAAUUUUACGAAGUGGGACUUUUAACGAAAAUAAUACACAAGCCACUGUUUUUCCAACGCUUGAUGGUUCAUUUGCCCUUGCAUAUAUAGUAAAUAGUACACAUCCUACAGACAUUUUAUCCCAAUUCGUCGAUCCUCAAUGGACAGCGCAAGUGGCAUUUCUACGUUUGAAAAGUGACAAAUUUACAUCGCCAUUUCUAUUAUAUCAAACCGAAUUGAAAUUAGCAUAUAUGGCUUUAUCAUCAUGUAUUAAUUAUUCCGAUAAAGUUGGAUAUGGGUGUCUCUUACAACUUGCGUCAGAUGGAUCUGGAAAAAAUGGAACUGAUAUGUGGCUCGAAAUAUCUUUCUUAUCGGCAGGCGGGAUAACUAACAUCACAAAUAUGCAAAAAUUUCUUAAUAAUGAUAAUCGUGUAGUGGGAAUUACGUCACUCUUUUAUGGAGGAUAUCUCGUUUAUUUAUCAAAACCAAAUGGAAACGAAACAUGGUCACCAUAUAUGGAGGGUGUUAUUUAUGACAUUGACAGAAAUCGUAACUCGACAUUAAACUUUCCGAAUAAUGUCCAACUCACCUUUGUGUCUGGUAUAUUGGGAAAUUAUAGUUUUUGGUCUCUUUCAAACAACACAAACAAAAAAAGUUGGACGAUUGUCACGACUGAGCUUCCUCGUUUUCUCUCUGACCAAGGUUAUUUUAACACGAAAGUUGAAACCACAUACCCAGCUAUUAAUGAUUCAGUUAAAAUAGGAACCACAAAUAUUAACAUUACAUUUACAGAUAAGGUUAAACUUUCCACGAAUCAGUUAUCUAUAUAUAAAUAUGAUUCGGGCGAAGUCUAUCGUCAAUUUGUUAUCGCAGAUAGUGAAUAUUGUAAGAUGUCGGAUGAUGGUCGAACUGUAUCGAUCACUGUAUUGAGUAGCACUUUCAAUCAGGGUGGUGGUUAUUAUUAUGUGCAAGUAGAAGAUAAUUUUGUUCAGGAUUUCCUUCUAGAAGAACCAAUGCAUGGAAUUUCUGGAUAUCGAUGGAUUUUUAAGCCUGUUACCGGUCUUCUUCGACUUAAUUCGGACGGAACUCAAAAAUACAAAAAUUCUAAUGGUGCUGAAAGACAAAAGUUCUAUGACGAAUUAUUAGUAGACUUGUCAAUAGUUACACCGAUCGAUAUAUCGAGGUUAAAGCACAAUUAUGGAUUCCAAUACCAAACGGAUGCUCCAGAAGAGCAAAUAUUACUUUCGGUCAAAAUUUUAGCUGGAAAUCCUUCAGAGAUGACAGUCAAAGAAGUCGCAGAUACUAUGGAUGAAUUGAUUCGCCAUAAAGACAUUAGCCCAAUAAGUGUUCGGCCGCCGGCAUCAUAUCUCGACGAAACAUAUGGAUUUAAUGUUUAUCCCAAUUUCUGGGAACUAUAUAAAUUGCAAUUGGUAGGAGGGAUAAUUGGGUUUGUCGUUGUCGUGGGACUUUAUUUCGCUGCUAGACGAGCAUAUCAUCCGGGAAAUAAUUUGGCAAUCUUUCAAUUUGUUAUUAUCAUCAUCGAUUUUAUAUUUGAUGUUUUAUUUAUUAAAUUCAAUGGUAAAGAUGUACCGAGUUUAUAUUUGCCAAGCAUUGUUAUUCUAACUGCUACGAUGGGGAUUAAUUUGAUCCUUGCUUCUAGGAUAAUUGUUCACGAGAAUCAUACCAAUUUAGAUUUUCAUCAAUGGUUUUCGCGAUACGGAAGACUGUGCUCGCUUUUCUCGGUUUUGUCGAUUACUGAUAUCGAAGCCUUGCAAAUUCUGUCAUCGAGAUUCGCUGGUUUAGAUUUUCUUAGUGCAACUUAUUCGGAUCAAGCACAGAAUUGGCUUUUUUGGGGUUCAGUCUGUGGAUUGCUUCUAGAAGAUAUCCCUCAAUUAGUAAUUCAGAUAAUAUAUCGCUUUAACGUAAUCACAUGGGAUAUUGUGCCAUUCAUUGCAAUAGGUUCAUGUGUCAUUGUCGUAUUCGUGAAAUUAAUUGAAAAGAUAUUUUUCGCUAUCCAAGUUUGUAAAAAGCCGCGACAUCAAUUACCGCCCACGCAUUAUUUGAACGCAGAACACAUUGACACUUAUCCAAACUAUCAACUGCCACAGAAAGAGGUAGUAGAUCCAUCCGACUCAUCUACUGUUGUGAUGUCAGAAACAGAUACGAGUACAGCAACGGCAGCUGACGAAAUCAACACAUUGCAAAUCGUGAAAUAA
Ambispora gerdemannii is the source of this 2754-nucleotide messenger RNA. The record is from the annotation of a GenBank genome assembly. NCBI's taxonomy places the organism in Eukaryota, Fungi, Glomeromycota, Glomeromycetes, Archaeosporales, Ambisporaceae.